Messenger RNA from Rodentolepis nana, 465 nucleotides. The record is from the annotation of a GenBank genome assembly. NCBI's taxonomy places the organism in Eukaryota, Metazoa, Platyhelminthes, Cestoda, Cyclophyllidea, Hymenolepididae.
AUGGAAAGUGAAAAUUUGCAAGAUACUCCAGCUGUUGAAAUGUCUUCUACUAACGACAAAAUUAUUGAUCGUAUCCACCGUUAUCCGCACAGUCUAGUUUGGACACCUCUCCCAGUUAUCACAUGGCUGUUUCCACUUAUUGGUCAUAUUGGUAUUACGAAUUCCAAAGGUGUCAUAUACGAUUUUGCUGGACCAUAUUAUAUCAGUGAGGACAACAUGGCUUUUGGAUGGCCAACUCGAUAUCUUCAAUUAGACAUGGAGUCAGUAGGUGGAGCUGCAAAUUGGGACAGAUCUGUGCACGAAGCCAACACAGUCUACAAAGGUCGAAUGCACAACCUCUGCUGCGACAACUGCCACAGUCAUGUUGCUUACGCCCUCAAUGAAAUGGGCUACAAAGGUUCCACCACGUGGAACAUGUACUCCGUCGGGGUGCUGAUUGGCCUUCGGGGUAAAUUCCUCGGGUGA